AUGUUGGAAUCAGAGAGGUUCAAGAAAAUCCAGAAGAACAGGAAAUGCUUUGCAUACAUCGGAAUUUUCAUUGUGUUCCAAAUCAUAGUCAUGACUGUUUUUGGAUUAACAGUGAUGAAGAUCAAAACCCCGAGCGUGAGGCUGAGGUCCGUGACAGUCGACAACGCCUCCAAUAGUUCCUUCACUCUCAUUGCUGAAGUUGCCGUGAAGAACAAAAAUUUCGGGAGCUACAAGUUCGAUGCCACCACGGCUAAUGUGACAUACGGCGGUGUCACGCUGGGAAAAGGUGACAUUGCCAAGGCACGCGCCGGUUUGAAAAAGACCAAGAGGUUCAAUGUGACCAUUGAGGUAAGCUCCAGUGAUUCCAGCUUUGCCACUGAGCUGGCUGCAGGGAAUGUAACACUGAGCGCUCUUUCGAGGGUGACUGGUAAGGUGUCAUUGAUGGGGAUGAUGAAGAAGAGGAAGACAGCAAACAUGAACUGCUCGAUGAUCGUUAAUGGUCCAAAGAAGGUUGUUUAUGAUUUGACUUGUAAAUGA
Messenger RNA from Fragaria vesca subsp. vesca, 537 nucleotides. RefSeq lists its product as uncharacterized. Bases 1 to 537 code for a protein of 178 amino acids. The transcript has a single exon. The record is from RefSeq and is a predicted model, not a curated record. NCBI's taxonomy places the organism in Eukaryota, Viridiplantae, Streptophyta, Magnoliopsida, Rosales, Rosaceae.